This is a messenger RNA of Rhinocladiella mackenziei CBS 650.93, 1452 nucleotides long. RefSeq lists its product as uncharacterized. Gene Ontology annotation, biological process: quinolinate biosynthetic process; NAD+ metabolic process; L-tryptophan catabolic process. Gene Ontology annotation, molecular function: NAD(P)H oxidase H2O2-forming activity; FAD binding; kynurenine 3-monooxygenase activity. The record is from RefSeq and is a predicted model, not a curated record. Gene Ontology annotation, cellular component: mitochondrial outer membrane. The transcript is spliced from 2 exons. Lineage: Eukaryota; Fungi; Ascomycota; Eurotiomycetes; Chaetothyriales; Herpotrichiellaceae. The coding region runs from base 1 to 1452 and encodes 483 amino acids.
AUGGAAGGGAAGAAAGUUAUCGUCGUCGGUGCUGGGCCUGUCGGAUCACUGGCCGCACUCUAUGCGUCGUCACGCGGCGCAAAUGUCGAAAUAUAUGAGCUUCGGAAUGAUCUACGGAAUCUUGAAACGACUCCUCUCAAUUUCACCAAAUCCAUCAAUCUUGCCCUCUCGGAACGUGGUAUCAAUGCCCUGCGAUCGACCGGAAAUAAAGAGCUUCUGGACGGUGUUCUAGCACAAACAAUCCCAAUGUAUGGUCGCAUGAUCCACACCCGCUCACCCACUGGGUCACUGUCGCAACAGUCACAAGCAUAUGAUGUUCAUGGUCGCUUCCAACGCUCCGUUGAUCGCGGUCAACUCAAUCAUGUGUUGCUCGACCAUUUGGAUUCGUUACCCAAUGUCGAAUUCUUCUUUCAGCACAAGAUGACGGGCGCCGACUUCCGAAAGAAAAAGGCUUGGUUUGAGGUCAUGAACCAGACCAGUUCCGACUCGAACCGGCCCGACGAGAUUGAAGUUCAUUUCGACCUCUUGAUUGGAGCUGAUGGAGCCCAUUCCGCAACCAGGCAUCACAUGAUGAAGUACGCUCGAAUGGACUAUCAUCAAGAAUAUAUUGACUGCCUUUGGUGCGAGUUUACCAUGCCCCCGACGAAAUCGGGGGACUUUGCCAUCUCUCCGAAUCACCUGCAUAUUUGGCCUGCUGGCAGUUUUAUGUUCAUUGCUCUCCCUAACCUGGACAAGUCUUUUGUCUGCACAUUAUUUGGGCCCGUGGAUUUAUACACCAAGCUCGAAGAAGGCUCGGAUGCUGAACUCAUCUCAACUUUCGACAAGUACUUUCCCGGCGUCACCACUUACAUUGAACCUUCCGACCUCGUUGCUCAAUUUAAACGCAACCCGCACCUGCCACUGAUAAAUAUCAAGUGCUCACCACAUCACUUCAGCGACAGUGUUGUCAUCGUUGGCGACGCAGCGAAUGCCAUGGUGCCAUUCUACGGACAAGGCAUGAACGCGGGUUUGGAGUCCGUCCGAGUCUUGUUCUCCAAACUCGAUGAAUCGUCCAAUGUUGCAGAGGCACUCGCUAACUAUGCCGGCGAACGAACAAAGGACGUGCAUACCAUCGCUGACCUGGCGAUUGCGAACUAUACGGAGAUGCGGUCUUCAGUCACCUCUCCUCUGUACAAAAUGCGAAAAUACAUUGAGGAGCAGCUCGACAAAUACGUCCCGAGUCUGGGUUGGGCCACUCAAUACUCACGAGUUAGCUUCAGCAAUAUGAGAUACAGCGAUGUGAUCAAGAAAUCCAAGAGUCAGAAGCGCAUCUUGACCGGGCUGUUUCUAGCUGUGGCAAUGACAGCAUUGACCGGUCCCGCUGCUGGUCUCUGGAUGUACUUGCUGCGGUUCCAUCGCCGACAAGAACUUCAAUCUCGCAUGGUCGCGAAGGUGAAUAUGCUUCUCUUCUAG